AUGGUCAUCCUGGGAAGAUCUAGCUUUGAGUCUGCUCAAACCCACCCCCAUUCCCCCCCUUCCCAACACGCCUGCUUCACCGCUGCCUGCCUUCGCUUGACCGUGUUUGUGAUCCCAUUCUCGCACACCCCUUGCCCCGUCGGUCCCCAUGCAGCCAUAUGGGUGGAGGCAAUGGGGAGUGCACUCGUGGUCUCACUCUGCUCGCUCAUCUGCCUAACCCUGCUGCCGCUCGUCUGCUACAAGGGCAAACUGCCCCGGGCGCUGGUGGAUGGGCUCGCAGCAUUCGGGGCGGGAGCGAUGCUAGGAGAUGCCUUCCUGCACCAGUUACCGCAUGCAUUUGGCAGUGGAGCCCACUCCCACAACCAUGACAGCCACGCAAAUGACCAUGACCACGCACAUGGGCAUGCAUCCCAUUCACACGACCACGGGCAUGGGCAUGGGCAUGGUCAUGGCCAUGAACAUGCAGUGGAGGGUGGAGGGCAUGCGCAUUCUCUCGAGGACCUAUCUGUUGGCAUUGCCGUGCUGGUGGGCAUCGUGCUCUUCUUCCUGGUGGAGAAAAUCGUGAGGCGUGUUGAAGAGCUCACUUCUACAGGCGCUGCUGUGCCGUUUGCUGGGCACGGUCAUAGCCACAGCCACCACCACCAUGACAAGCAUGAGCAUAGCGAGCAGGAAGGGGGAAAAGAGGCGAAUUUAGGUGAGGAUGAGUGUGAGAAAGUGAGUGAGGAGGAGAAGGGUGGAGGAGGGAGGAGGGACGGGAAAGAGGAGGGCGGAGGAGAAAGUGGUUUGGACGAUGGGAGCUCUUGUGAGAAUGGGAAGAGUGGGGAUGAGGGAGAAGUAAGUUCCAAAGAUGGUUGGGAGAAUGUGGAUGAGGGAGAGGAGGAGAGUGAGGGAGGAGAGGAGGGUAAGAGAGGGGGAGAGAAGGAGAGUGAGAUGAAGGCAGAAACGAAGCCAGAGAAAGGGAAGACUGGGAAGGAGGCGAAGAAGGAGGAGGAGAAGGAGGAGAAGGAGGGAAACACGGAAGAGGGAGAAUCCAAGGAGGAGGAAGGGGAGGGAGAAGGGGAGAAGAGGAAAGGAAGCACAGGUGGUGGAAGUGAGGGGCUGAGGAGGCGGAGGGCCACUGCUGAUUCACAGACAGUAACAGCAGACAGGAGCGGAGAGGAGGAGAAGGAAGGGAAGGAGGGGAAGGAGGGGAAGGAGGGGAAGGCGAAGGAGGGUGAUGAGGCAUCGGUACCUGACAAUGACGAUAAGAAGGCCCGGGCAGUGGCUAAAGCUGUGCCAGUGGCUGCACCACCAGCAGUGGUGGCCCCGCCGGCAGCGAACAAGCACCUGGUGUUGGGAUACCUCAACCUCUUCUCUGAUGGCGUGCACAACUUCACGGACGGCAUGUCGCUGGGCUCGGCGUUCCUCCAUCGGGGAGGAUUGGGGGGCUACUCGCGCAUGCUCUUCAUGCUCGCACACGAGAUCCCUCAAGAGAUUGGUGAUUUUGGCAUUUUGGUGCGGUCGGGCAUGGGGGUGACACAGGCCUUGGCUCUCAACUUCCUCUCCGCACUUACAGCUUUGCUCGGCACUGCUGCUGCGCUCAUAUUCGGAGGGGAAGAAGCCCACUCAGGUCUCAUAGAGGGAUUCACAGCAGGGGGGUUUAUCUACAUUGCAGUGGCGGGAGUUAUGCCUGACAUGCACUCACAGGGGGUUGACAUCCUCUCUACAGUCAUUCAGCUCGCCUCUCUUACAGCAGGAAUUGCUGUAGCUGUUGUGAUAUCUCUUCUUGAGUAA
Messenger RNA from Closterium sp. Naga37s-1, 1773 nucleotides. The record is from the annotation of a GenBank genome assembly. NCBI's taxonomy places the organism in Eukaryota, Viridiplantae, Streptophyta, Zygnematophyceae, Desmidiales, Closteriaceae.